GUAUGUGUACUAGCAUUUUAAGAGUUAAAAGCUAAUAUGUGUAAGGACAACCUCCAUAGUGCUGGCCUAUUUAGCAUAAACAAUAAGCAGGUAGACGUACCCGAUUAAAUGUAAUCGCCCGGGAGUAAAUAUAGUCCAUGAAGGUCUUACCGCACAUUGUACUCCGUUUUACCUAGUCGAACAUAACUUUUGCUUUCCAUAAAAACCUCUGUAAAGUAACUUUCAACAUGUCGGAAUUCUUCGGACAAUGGGAGAUGGAUGAUAUUUGUGAGAAAUCAGAGAAUUUCCAGAAUUUUUGUAAAGCUGUUGCCAUGAAGCAAGAAGAGAUUGAUUACUACAAACAGAUGCGCGAGACGAUAGCUUACUCCGGUCAAGGUGACGAUUGGGUUUGUGAGAUUUCCAUGGGAGAAAAUAAAAGCAAGCAUCAGUACAAACUUGGAGUAAAGAACCCACCAGAAAAAGGAAUGGAUGGGUCUACUUUCUCCAUUGAGCCAAACUUAGAAGCACCGGACAGACUCGUGGAGAUGUCCGUCACAAUGCUACCGGGACACGACAAGGAGGUGGUCACUAAGACCGAGAGAAUUCUAACCUCCCGCAAUAAAAUGAAAUCUACUGUGACAGACAUGGCCUCGGGAGUCUCCAUGACAUUCUACACAACACGGAAGUGACGUUAUACACUGAGCACGCGCAUAAUAUAACAUCAGAGCUGGAAAUCAUUGAAUAUGAUUUACGUAUGAUUUACACUUAUUUGUAGAAACUAUUUGAGUGUUCAAUUAUUUCUAAUGAGA
Messenger RNA from Pecten maximus, 788 nucleotides. RefSeq lists its product as uncharacterized. The transcript has 4 exons. The record is from RefSeq and is a predicted model, not a curated record. Lineage: Eukaryota; Metazoa; Mollusca; Bivalvia; Pectinida; Pectinidae. The coding region runs from base 228 to 668 and encodes 146 amino acids.